This is a messenger RNA of Panicum hallii, 1280 nucleotides long. RefSeq names its product serine/arginine-rich splicing factor RS2Z33-like. The transcript has 7 exons. The coding region runs from base 126 to 1058 and encodes 310 amino acids. Lineage: Eukaryota; Viridiplantae; Streptophyta; Magnoliopsida; Poales; Poaceae. Gene Ontology annotation, molecular function: zinc ion binding; mRNA binding. Gene Ontology annotation, biological process: mRNA splicing, via spliceosome. The record is from RefSeq and is a predicted model, not a curated record. Gene Ontology annotation, cellular component: nuclear speck.
GCGCUCCCCACCAGUGACCAUAUCCGUUCCACAACCCCCCCUCUCCUGUCCCACUCUCGCCGCUGCACACCCUCCUUCCCCCUCCGCGCCGCCGCCGGAGGCGCCUCGAUCCAGAUCCAGGAGACAUGCCUCGCUAUGAUGAUCGUUAUGGGAACACACGCUUGUAUGUUGGCAGACUCUCCUCCCGCACUCGUUCCCGCGACCUGGAAUAUCUUUUCAGCAAAUAUGGAAGAAUACGAGAAGUGGAGUUGAAGCGCGACUAUGCAUUUAUUGAAUUCAGUGAUCCUCGUGAUGCUGAUGAUGCACAAUACAACCUAGAUGGCAGGGAAGUUGAUGGGAGCCGCAUUAUUGUUGAGUUUGCUAAAGGGGUUCCUCGUGGUUCUGGUGGCUCACGUGAGUACAUGGGAAGAGGGCCUCCACCAGGAACAGGUCGUUGUUUUAACUGUGGAAUUGAUGGUCACUGGGCAAGGGACUGCAAGGCUGGUGACUGGAAGAACAAAUGCUACCGUUGUGGAGAAAGGGGCCACAUAGAAAGAAAUUGCCAGAACAGUCCAAGGAACCUCAGGCGUGAGAGAAGCUAUUCACGGUCACCAUCUCCACGCCGUGGACGGGGGCGCAGCCGGAGCUACAGCAGAAGCCGGAGCUAUAGCCGUUCUAGAUCCGCAUCUGGAUCUCCCAGGGGUGGACGCCGAGACCGUGAUGAGAGGAGAUCAAGGAGUCUUAGCUACAGCAGGAGCCCCAGGCGUUCUGCCUCACCAAGUGCAAAGGAAAAGGAGCGCAGCCCCACACCUAAUGGCAGUAGGAGCCCAAGGAGUCCCAGCCCAAGGGAUCAGGUGAGCCCGCCACCAAAGGACAAUGGUGAACGCAAUGGCUCAGACCGUGGUGACAGCCCUGUGAGGAGGGAGAACAGCAGGAGCCGCAGCCCAUCUGAUGGCUACCGAAGCCCUGCAGCCAAUGGGCGCAGCCCGAGCCCUAGAGAUGACCGGAGCCCUAGUCCCAAAGGCAACGCUGGUGAUGAUGAUGGCCGUGGUUCACCAAGAGGAAGCCAGUCCCCCUGAAAACCUUUCAUCCCAGUUUGAGAUGCAAUGUGCCGAUCUGGUUGUAGCCGUUAUAUUUCAGUUUUAAGACAGAAUGAACUGUAUUUGCUCAUUUUCUGGACGAAUUCUGCUUUUGUGAGCUAGAAACUUAUGCAAGGAUCUGUUGCCCGUGGGCUAUCCCUGGUUUGUAACGUUGAUAUUUGAACUUCUUAGACUGCUUAAUUUGUAUUUUCGCCAGAUAAA